Molecule: messenger RNA, 389 nt
Organism: Trypanosoma conorhini
Lineage: Eukaryota; Euglenozoa; Kinetoplastea; Trypanosomatida; Trypanosomatidae
Exons: 1
Source: RefSeq, a predicted model, not a curated record
GCGACACGACGUACCGACUCCGUCGCCUCCUGCGCCGCGAGGAUCGCGCUGCUCUGGAAGCGCAGGCCCUCCUUCUGCGCCCCCGACACCUCCCGCACCAGGCGCUGGAAGGGCGCCUUCUGCAGGAGGAGGUCCGUGGAGCGCUGGAACUGGCGGAUCUCGCGCAGCGCCACGGUUCCCGGGCGCCAGCGGCGCUGUGCGUGUUUCACGCCCGUCGCCGCGCCAGGGGCCUUGGGGGCCUUCUUGCUCUUCUUGGACGUGAUGGUCCUCUUGCUCCGCGUUCAUGGGUGCACUGGUGGAGGAAUAUCAUCCCCCCACUGGCAAGUACCGGUGCGAUCCAAAGUCGCACCAGUAAGCGAGGAAGGUGGCUGGUUUUAUUAUUAUUUUAA